Messenger RNA from Pseudocercospora fijiensis CIRAD86, 1471 nucleotides. RefSeq lists its product as uncharacterized. The record is from RefSeq and is a predicted model, not a curated record. Bases 8 to 994 code for a protein of 328 amino acids. Lineage: Eukaryota; Fungi; Ascomycota; Dothideomycetes; Mycosphaerellales; Mycosphaerellaceae. The transcript has a single exon.
CGCUGGCAUGCUCAACGAGAUGCGCGAGGGCCGCCUGACCGAAUCUUCUAUCCAAGCAUUCCGGAAACUUGACCGCCCGCUUAACUUCGAAGACUCACUCGAUGCAACAGAGCUGUUCCCAACACGUCAGGAAGUCGAUCGCGCCAAUAGUGGUCGAUUGUCGCUUCUUCAAGGAGAGCUGUAUCCUUUCCCUGCCAAAGACGGCGGUUCCAUUGUCGACAAAGCUCAGCGCGACAAGUUGCUUUCCAACUGCCUCGCUCCCGAAAUGAUCACGCUCAAGAAGGGUGCGCAGGUCAUGCUCAUCAAGAACAUCGAUGAAACGCUUGUCAAUGGCUCUCUGGGUCGCGUCAUUGGCUUCAUGGAUGAGCGUCAAUUCGACAGCUACAACAACAACGAAGCCGCGUUCCUGCAGUCCCCGGGCGGCACCAUUCAGAGCAAUCGCGACAUCGACGAGUCGCAGCCUAACGCGCGGCAAAUGAUGCAGGGCAUCACGACGUCGCGCAGAUGGCCCUUGGUCCGCUUCGCCGUCGCAGAUGGCACCUGGCGUGACUUGCUGUGCCAACCCGAGACCUGGAAAGUCGAACUACCGAACGGAGAAGUUCAAGCCUCUCGUGCACAAAUCCCUCUCAUCUUAGCCUGGGCUUUGUCUAUCCACAAAGCCCAGGGUCAGACUCUAGCUCGUGUGAAAGUCGAUCUCGGCAAAGUUUUCGAGAAGGGCCAAGCUUACGUCGCCCUGAGUCGUGCCACCAGCAUGGCUGGAUUACAGGUCCUGAGAUUCGAUCCGAGAAAGGUCAAUGCUCAUGACCGAGUUCGGAAUUUCUAUUCUAAACUCGCACGUGUUGAGUUGGCAGAGAAGAAUCAGGCACGUCUGGACAAGAUCAAGCAGCCAACUACGACGACUACUUCGGCCAAGGAUUAUGAAGAGCAAUUCAUGAAUGGAGCUUUUGAUAAUCCGACCAUGGUGGAGGGGAAUUUCAAAUGGGACGACUUCUGAGCGAUGGGAGAUGUCUGGCAGUGGCUGAAAGACGGAAUGUCCAUGUUUGGCAUCGUUAACGCGCACCAUACCUGUUUGGCAGAGGCAUGAUGAGUCGGUAGACAGCCUACGCUAUGCUAUAUUGCUCAACGCUUCGCUUACUGUCACUCGGAAUGCUUGUCGUUUGAGCACGAGGCAGGAACUCGCGUCAGCCGUUCGCGACGCUGCUCAUCUUGGAACGUCAAACUCAUCAACCACUGUCCUCUUUGCGUUCCCAUCUUUGCCUAAAUCUCGGCACGACAGACCUUGAAAGCCUGGCUUCUGACUCCUUUGAAAUCAAUCGAAGCAGGCGAAUGGAGCGCCUCUCAAGAAUGCAUUGCUUCGUGGUGCACGGGGAACGAAAACAUGAGAAUGAUGCGGGUGAUCUCGCGUCAAUCGCCUCUGACGCUGUCAAUUCUUGAAUGCUUGCUCCUGUCAUUCAGUCUGAUGCUUCUUUUC